Messenger RNA from Indicator indicator, 503 nucleotides. RefSeq names its product fibroblast growth factor 2 (gene FGF2). Gene Ontology annotation, cellular component: cytoplasm. The transcript is spliced from 3 exons. Gene Ontology annotation, biological process: positive regulation of protein phosphorylation; positive regulation of gene expression; regulation of cell migration. Gene Ontology annotation, molecular function: fibroblast growth factor receptor binding; growth factor activity. Lineage: Eukaryota; Metazoa; Chordata; Aves; Piciformes; Indicatoridae. The record is from RefSeq and is a predicted model, not a curated record. The coding region runs from base 1 to 465 and encodes 154 amino acids.
AUGGCGACGGCGGCGGGGAGCAUCACAACGCUGCCCGACGAUGGGGCCAGCGGAGCUUUCCCCCCCGGGCACUUCAAGGACCCCAAGCGGCUCUACUGCAAGAAUGGCGGCUUCUUCCUGCGCAUCAACCCCGACGGCAGGGUGGAUGGCGUCCGGGAGAAGAGCGAUCCCCAUAUCAAACUGCAGCUUCAAGCAGAAGAAAGAGGAGUGGUGUCAAUCAAAGGUGUGAGUGCAAACCGCUUUCUGGCUAUGAAGGAGGAUGGCAGAUUGCUGGCUUUGAAAUGUGCAACAGAAGAAUGUUUCUUUUUCGAGCGUUUGGAGUCUAAUAACUAUAACACUUACCGAUCACGGAAAUACUCUGAUUGGUACGUGGCACUGAAAAGAACUGGGCAGUACAAACCUGGCCCCAAAACGGGCCCUGGACAGAAAGCUAUCCUCUUCCUUCCCAUGUCUGCCAAGAGCUGAUCUCCGCCAUGCACUCCCAGCACAACCGCCACGCUAUG